This is a messenger RNA of Aureobasidium pullulans EXF-150, 1416 nucleotides long. RefSeq names its product NAD(P)-binding protein. Gene Ontology annotation, molecular function: oxidoreductase activity, acting on the CH-OH group of donors, NAD or NADP as acceptor. The coding region runs from base 247 to 1320 and encodes 357 amino acids. Lineage: Eukaryota; Fungi; Ascomycota; Dothideomycetes; Dothideales; Saccotheciaceae. The record is from RefSeq and is a predicted model, not a curated record. The transcript has a single exon.
CUUACGACUCGUUUCAGCACAAGGACGCCUCUGGCCUGACUGCCGGACUUUCGUAACUCCACAGGUUUCACUCUUUUGUCUAUCUGCAAUAUCGGUCAAGGGUGGUGUCAGGCCUAGUAGAUUGUCUAGUAAAGUGAAUCCACAAUUUGGAAGUAGGCGGCGAAAACCAUAAAAAUUAAGUCUCUUCCUCCAAUUCACGUUUUUCUCUUUUCCAUACCUAUACCUCUCGACACCACUCUUUCAAACAUGUCAGACGGCACAAUUGUACUUACCGGAGCCACCGGCUUCUGUGGUUUCGCUAUCCUCCAGGAGGCUCUUCAAUUCGACUACAACAUCCGCAUCGUGGUGCGCAGCGAUGCCAAAGCCGAUAUUGUUCGCAACAACCCAUGCUAUAAGUCUCUUACCAGGAAAUUUUCGCCAUGCAGUUUCUGGGUCGUCCCAGAUCUGGCCGCCGAAGGAGCUCUGGAUGAAGUAACAGUGGGUGCCGAUUACAUAAUUCACUCUGCAUCGCCAGUACCCUUUUCGAACGCUACUAUGGAGCCUGCAGAGCAGUGGAACCAAUUGAUCGAGCCUGCCAUCAACAACACACUUUCCGCUUUGAAGUCAGCACAAAAGUCCGGCACUGUGAAGAGAGUCGUCAUCACUUCUUCCUGCGCCAUCUUCAUUUCUCCCGCCGUCCUUGGUGGUCCCGUAGACGUCCCCGUCACUGUCACUGAGGAGACAGUCAAUCCUGAAAUCCCUCCUCCUUAUUCAGGCAACAUGGUCGCCUAUGUGGCAUCCAAAGUCUCUUCAUUCCGCCGCUCGAGACAAUGGAUGGAAGAGAACAAGCCGAACUUCGACGUCGUCAACAUUUGCCCCACCUACGUCCAAGGAAGAAACGAAUUGGCUACUUCACCUGCGGACUUGAUGGCCACAAGCAACAUCCUCUUCCUCCGCAUUGCGCUGGGCCUCACACCCCCCAACUCACCAGCCGAAUUGGCUUCCGUGGUGCACAUCGAAGACGUAGCAGCCAUCCACGUAGCCGCCCUAAACAAAUCCUCCAUCCCCGCUGGCGAAUACCUCUUCGGUCAAGAAUGCAAAUGGAACGACGUAAACGACAUUUGCAAAGACCUAUUCGCUGAGCAAGUGGAAAGCGGUGUUUUGCCCUGUACUGGAAACGUGCCUACUAAAUCGGUGGUUUGCAGUAAGGAAAAGACGGAACGCGUGUUUGGGAUUGAGUUGAAGGGGGUGGAGGAUAUGGUUGAGGAUUUGAUGGAGCAGUAUUUGGAGCUUUCUGGGUUGCAGGGGAAGAAUGAUGAGGAUGAUGAGGAUGAUGAGUAGACGAAAUUCCAUACAGACCCCUCAGAAGCAACAUCUGGUGAGAGCGUAAUUUAUAAAGCUUUGUUAAUACUUGCAACAUCUAGACUUUCGGAGUAC